AGUAAAAUAAAGGGAAGAAAGAGUGUGUCCAAAUUUAAAUGUAAAACAACCCCGCUAAUUUAGCUGAUCAAAAGCAUAUACCAAAAAGAGAAAUCAAGAGAAUAUCACACGCAAAAAAACAGAAAACAGAAAGGCAGAAAGGCAGAAAGGCCGUGACGAGAAAGAAAGGAGAAAUGGGAUUUGAAGGGGAAAAGAGAGAAGAGGAAGAAGGAGUAAGAAUGGCUAAUGAUUUUUUUUGGUCAUAUACAGAUGAACCUCAUGCUUCACGAAGAAGACAGAUCCUCUCUCAGUACCCUCAAAUCAAACAUCUCUUCGGCCCUGACCCUUUUGCCUUUCUCAAGAUAUUAGGAGUUGUUUUGCUUCAGCUUUGGACUGCUACCUUCCUCCAUGAUGCAACAUGGCUGAAGAUAUUGAUAGUCGCGUACUUUUUUGGCUCUUUUCUGAACCACAAUCUCUUCCUGGCCAUUCAUGAACUCAGUCACAACCUCGCUUUCUCUACUCCGGUCUACAACCGUUGGCUUGGAAUUUUUGCCAACCUUCCCGUUGGUGUGCCCAUGUCUGUUACCUUCCAAAAGUAUCACCUCGAGCACCAUCGCUUCCAAGGAGUUGAUGGAAUUGAUAUGGACAUCCCGAGCCUUGCUGAAGCACAUGUCGUCAAAAAUGUUCUUGCAAAAUCUAUAUGGGUCAUUCUCCAACUUUUCUUUUAUGCUUUCAGGCCUCUUUUUCUCAAACCUAAACCACCUGGUGUGUGGGAGUUCGUUAAUUUUACCAUCCAGAUAUCCCUCGAUGGAGCUAUGGUUUACUUCUGGGGCUGGAAAUCGCUAGGUUAUCUAAUCCUAUCCACGUUCGUUGGGGGCGGGAUGCACCCAAUGGCUGGUCACUUCAUCUCCGAGCAUUAUGUCUUUAAGCCCGAGCAGGAGACAUACUCCUACUACGGUCCCCUUAACCUUAUGACUUGGAGUGUAGGAUACCACAACGAGCACCAUGACUUUCCAAGAAUUCCAGGAAGCAAGCUCUACAAGGUGAAGGAGAUUGCACCAGAAUACUACGAAAACUUAGAUUCUUAUAAGUCCUGGAGCCAAGUCAUCUAUAUGUACAUAAUGGAUCGAACAGUUGGACCGUUCUGUAGAAUGAAGAGAAAGUUGUCGACGAAGGGAAACAAAUCCGAAUAGGUGCAGUGGUAGUCCUCUCUAUUCAUUGCUAAUUCAAGUCCUCUCUAUUCAUUACUAAUUCUUUCAGCAUUACUGUGUGUUGUUUUUUUAUCUGUCUUGAUUCUUGUUCCUUUGUAACAAUGUAAUAGAGUUCUGGCAUCAUGUGCAAUAGAGUUGAUGUAGCAGUGACUAAGUUCAUCAAUUAAUCAGCAGUGACUAAGUUCAUCAAUUAA
Messenger RNA from Capsicum annuum, 1384 nucleotides. Its product is annotated as sphingolipid delta(4)-desaturase DES1-like. Gene Ontology annotation, molecular function: sphingolipid delta-4 desaturase activity. Gene Ontology annotation, cellular component: membrane. The record is from RefSeq and is a predicted model, not a curated record. NCBI's taxonomy places the organism in Eukaryota, Viridiplantae, Streptophyta, Magnoliopsida, Solanales, Solanaceae. Gene Ontology annotation, biological process: ceramide biosynthetic process. The transcript has 2 exons. The coding region runs from base 174 to 1172 and encodes 332 amino acids.